Messenger RNA from Lindgomyces ingoldianus, 1503 nucleotides. RefSeq lists its product as uncharacterized. The record is from RefSeq and is a predicted model, not a curated record. Lineage: Eukaryota; Fungi; Ascomycota; Dothideomycetes; Pleosporales; Lindgomycetaceae. The coding region runs from base 1 to 1503 and encodes 500 amino acids. The transcript is spliced from 19 exons.
AUGGCCACGCUGAUCAGUACCUGUGCUAGUGCUAAACCUCCCCGAACGUCCCACGUAAUCACCAAAUUCUACGCGAAGCCUUUCCCCCCUAAAAUAACCUCGAAGCAGUCCGAUGCGACUAUCUAUCUUUCGAACAAGAUCCUGAGGAGCUUCAGACUUCCAGCAAGACCAAUAGUCGGCUUCGGUUUUAACCUUCCAUUCAGCCACUCGCCAAAGAUAUUCUUCAGCAAUAGCGCGUCUAAGCGCUUCUUUAAUGGUCUUUCCUUCCUCGCCCACAUGGUAGCCCCAACUUUCCAAGUUCUGAAAAAUUUUCGCCGCAUGUUUAAUGACUGCGGUAUCGUCUAUGCCGAAGUGGUUGUGUUCCAUGAGCAUCAUCAAGAAGUUCGAAACGCGUGUUGUGUACUGAUCCGUAGUCAAAGUCUGCGAACGAAAACCGCAGAAAAACAUGCUUGCGUUCAUCCUCCACUUGGUGCACCAGGCGCUCAAAGUCACACGUAUUCAUCCGCAUUUGCGGCCCAUUUCCCUGCAUAUUCAUUGAUCUUCUUCAGGCUCUGGAACUUCGGAUUUUUGUCAAAAAAUGCGAAUAGAUCCUUCACACGCCAUAAUCUGUCGAAUACGGCAAGCCCCGGCAAUGGCCUCUUCAUAGCGAAGUCACCGCUUAGUGAGACUAGUGGUGAAAGAUAUAUUUCUUCGCAUCUCUUUCCCUUAUUGAUUUGGAGGUCCUCUGGUGCUGACAUGGGGGUAUACAUGCCGGAUACGCACUUAUGUUCCGCCGAUAAGUGUUCGUCUGACCCGAAACUAUUGAUAUGGGCUGGCCUCGGCUUGAGAACUCAUGAAAUCUUCCUCAUGCCUCUGGUGCUCCUCCUAGCUCCACAAAAUAACAAAUCUGGGCAGAAUGCAUCUGUAACUCCAUUGUGGCUCAAAGAACAGCUGGAUGCAACAAUGAGAGCACGCUCUAUCGCAGGGUUAGUUAUGAAGCUGAUAGCUGAUAGAGGAGGGCUCACAUGGAGUGCAAGGUUUCUAGAGCUCAGUGGAGCUUUGAAACUUAAUGUCAAGGACCCACAUUCACCCGAACACAUAGUCACCCAGCUCGUGACAGCCAUAGGAAGUCCGAGAAGAACUCCACAGUUUAACUCUAUCUGGAAUGGCGUAGAAUACAAUACAACUCCCCGUAAGCGCAUAAAGUCCUUCUGCCAAAAAUAUCGCCCCAAUGUGGCGGAAUUCAAAAUUAUCUGGCUUAGAUGCUGCGAACAGAAAGAUCAAGAGUAUGGCCAACACUACGGCAUUUUUCUAGCUACAUUCACGAGGGAGAGAGUUGAGAGGCUUAAACCGUGGAUGCGUCUCGAACGUCCCGUCACGUGCUUUGGUACAUAUAUGUCCUUUCUCGAGCCCCUGAGUCUCCUCGAUAAUUUUUCUAUCAAUACUAUCAUAUACUCCCCUUCUGCGUUUCAUGCUUCUGUCUACAGGACACCCCAAAAGCCUAUUCAAUUAAAUUGCUGUUAA